AUCUUGUAUUUUUAUUCACAGGUUUUACAAUGGGCUGCCGGUGUAAAACGUUCGUAGAUGACACCUUAACGAAAUUAUUUUACAAGUUGGGUUUACAAGUCGGAAGAACUCCAGGCUAUUUCAUUAUUAUACCCAUCCUACUUACGCUAUUGUGCAUCACAGGAUACCAAAGAAUACAGUAUGAAAUGGACCCUGAAUACCUGUUUAGUCCAGAGGAGGGUCCUGGAAAGACAGAGAGGGCAAUUGUUGAACAUUAUUUCAAGAUGAAUUACAGUAGUAGAUUCAAUCCAACGCGAAUUACUCGGGCUGGGCGUUUCGGGCGUGUGAUCGUGAUACCACGUGACGGCGGCGACAACCUGUUGUCCGUGGAGGCGUGGAGGGAGUUGAGAGAUCUGGACGCCAUUGUGAGAAAUGCAAGCAUAGUGUUUGGGGAGGACAGAAUCAGCUACAGAUAUGACGACAUCUGUGCCAAAUGGGUUGACCACUGUUUCGAGAACGACAUACUUAAUUUGGACCUUAUCAUGGAUGAGGUAGUGAAUCGAACCCUGAACCUGACCUUCCCGAUAAUGUUCAACCCGAUCACGUGGGACGCGCACACGUUUCCCGUCUACUUUGGGGGGACAGUGGUCAGUGACGAUGGCCUUAUUGUCAGUGUACCCUCUCUACAGCUCGUCUACUUUGUCACGGCUGAUACGCCAACUCAGGACCAAAGAGGAGCACGCUGGGAAGAAGCGUUCCUAGACGCUGUGGGCGAGGCAGAGGACGCAGGUCGAUUCAAACACAUCUCGACAUCGAGGUUCGCCUCACGAACCCUGGACAUCGAGCUUGAGAAGAACACACAGUCUGUGGUGCCUUACUUUGGAUCCACCUUUGUUAUCAUGGCUGUUUUUAGUACUAUCACGUCUAUGAUGUUAGACUGGGUGAGAUCCAAACCACUGCUGGGACUACUUGGCAAUAUUUCAGCAGCUAUGGGGACUGUAUCAGGAUUUGGUCUGGCUGUCUAUUUUGGUAUACCCUUCAUUGGAAUAAACCUUGUUUCACCCCUACUUAUGUGCAGUAUCGGAAUAGACGACACGUUUGUGAUGCUAGCAGCAUGGCGGCGUACACCGGUCACCCUUCCAGUGCCUGAACGGGUGGCACGUACCUUAUCCGAGGCUGCCGUUUCAAUAACGAUUACUUCGGUAACUGAUAUCGUCAGUCUAACCAUUGGAAUACUCAGUCCGUUCCCAGCUAUACAGAUAUUCUGUCUUUAUUCCAGAAAGAGAUCAUGGCUGUAUAGAGCUUUCUGUUGGGGAAUCAAUCCAAAGGACCCUGAUAAUCCGAUUGACAACCCAGAAAAUGCACUUAUGGCAUUUUUCAGAGAUACCCUGACCUACUACCUGAAUAAAUGGCAGGUGAAAAUGCUGAUUCUGCUAGUUUUCAUGGCAUAUCUGGCUGGAGCCUGCUAUGGUAUCACAUGCAUCAAGGAAGGAUUACAGAGGAGAAAAUUGUCCAAGGCUGAUUCGUACUCUAUUGAGUUCUAUGACAGGGAAGACUUCUAUUUCAGGGAGUUUCCCUACAGAAUGCAGGUAAUCCUAAGCGGCCCCCUGAACUACAGUGACCCGUUGGUCCAACAGGUGGAGAACCUGACCCGUACAUUCGAGGCAUCGCCCUACAUCUCGACCUCCCUCUACACAGAGUCCUGGCUGCGUAGCUUUGUCUCAUAUGUUGAGCGAAAUGCUGACUAUUUGAAUGUGUCUAUCAGCACGGAGCCUGAUUUCAUCAAGGCUCUACACGAGAUCUGGCUAUUCAAACCGAACCCGUUUUCGUUGGAUGUGAAAUUCAGUGACGAUGGAUCGCAAAUAGUGGCAUCUCGCUUCAUGAUUCAGGCAGUCAACAUCAGCGACGGAAAUGCCGAGAAAGACAUGGUCCGCGAUCUGAGACGAAUCUGCCAUGAGUCACAUCUGAAUGUCAGCGUCUUUCAUCCCUAUUUCGUCUAUUUCGAUCAGUUCGAACUGGUCCGCCCCACCUCUAUUCAGGCCAUGAUAGUUGGCGCAGUCAUCAUGAUGAUCAUCUCCUUCAUCUUCAUCCCGAACAUCCUCUGCUCACUUUGGGUGGCCUUCUGUAUCGUCUCCAUCGAAACCGGAGUGGCCGGCUAUAUGUCUCUAUGGUCAGUCAACCUGGACACCAUCUCAAUGAUCAACCUCAUCAUGUGCAUUGGGUUCUCAGUGGACUUCACUGCCCACAUCUGCUAUGCGUACAUGUCCUCCAAGGCUGAAUUACCUGAAGAAAAACUCCGGGAAUCCUUACACUCCCUGGGUCUUCCGAUUUUCCAAGGUGCCAUCUCGACUAUCCUUGGUGUCGCUGCCCUGGUUCUAGCAGACAGCUACAUCUUCCUAGUCUUCUUCAAGAUGAUUUUCCUGGUGGUAUUUUUCGGGGCCAUCCAUGGUAUCCUACUUCUCCCUGUGCUCCUAACCAUGUUUGGACCUAACUCAUGUGGCAGAUCCAAACAACGCAGGGAAAUGUCGGAGAUUGAAAAGACAUUUCCCCACCCGUACUGUAUCCCCCACCCGAGUCUCACAGGUGCCCUGAAUCAUCCCUUAGCGCACUUCCAAGGGAAACAGCUGGGGGGACCACAUCACCAUCAUUUCGGCGGGGUUCCGUUACAUGGGUUGGCCGCAGACAUACCUCCGUCACGUCUGGUCAUCUCAUCGUACAAUGGUGAUACCUGUGGAAAGUUUGUGUUGGACAAGGAUCAAGGUCUGGGGACAUCAGGAGAGGAUUCAAGUGAGUCGAGCUCGUCUAAAUCACAUCCCCAUCAGAAACAGGUCCCGAAGAAAAUGGUGGCAGAAGAUGAAGAUGAGAAACAGCGCAGGAAGUAUGUGGAGGGAUGGCGGAAGUCUAGUGCACCGGGUCAAGGUCUUUCGAGGUCACCUGAAGGUCGAUCAAGGUCGCCGACAGAUCUUCAAGGGCAUCCAAGGUCACAAGACUACCAAGGUCAAGCACAUCAAGGUCAUCCAAGGUCGUCCCUGAACGAAGGUCACCUAAGGUCUUCACAAGACUUUCCAAGGUCGUCCCCGAACGAAGGUCAUCUCAGGUCUUCACAAGACUUCUCAAGGUCUUCAAAUGACGGUCAUCCAAAAGGAAGAGGAGCGCCCGAAGGUCAUCCAAGGUCAUCAGCCCAAGGUCACUCGAGGACGAAUGGUGGCUACAUGAGUGACGAGGACAGCUCCCCGAAAUGGCGACCGCCACACCCGGCGUCGCAGCUAAAUUUUAGGGCAUCACGAUCGCACCACUAUUCGCCCAAAUCGGGAGCAACACCUCAGGGCAGAAAUUCGUCCUCAGCGUUUGUUGGAGAGAGUAGGUUUCCAUGA
Nilaparvata lugens (brown planthopper) is the source of this 3353-nucleotide messenger RNA. Its product is annotated as patched domain-containing protein 3. Lineage: Eukaryota; Metazoa; Arthropoda; Insecta; Hemiptera; Delphacidae. Gene Ontology annotation, cellular component: plasma membrane; cytoplasmic vesicle membrane. The record is from RefSeq and is a predicted model, not a curated record.